AUGCUGCCAAGUCGGGUAACCACAGCCCAAGCUCUCCACGGGGCUUCCAAGCCUUGGGUUUGGGACGGUGUCUCCUCGGAGGACGCAGCUACUGCGGAGUUCUCCACCGUCUCCCGGCUGCUCCCCACCCAGCCCACCCUCCCGGCAGCCCCGGACCACAACUCCCCAAGGCCCACGCCGCCGGGACCACUGGGCAGGUCAGAGGCGGUCAGUUCCAGCAAACUUCGGCCCGGGUCGGCUGUGGAAAGAACCGAGAGAUUCACCUCCUACCCGCACGCCUGGGCACCAGGACCCGCGGAGGAGGGGGACGGCCAUCGCUCUGCGCCCGCCCCGGGCCUGACCCAUCCUGCUCCCGCGGGCACACUCCCGGGGCCCCGGUGCUGGGGAGCGGCGGGCUUCCCCCCGCUUCUGCCGCGGGCCCCCAGCGCUGCCGACCCCGGUGACUCACCGGCCUCCCGGGAGGCUUUCCCGCGCGUGCCGGGCCCGCGCCCCGCCCCGGCCCCUGCGCGCGCCUGCGCGCUGCGCCCGGCCGUUGCCCCGGCUCGCCGUUCGAGUCCCGGGCUCGGCGUCGGCGCGGCCCCCCGGGACGUGGCCCGGGAAGGGAGGGCGGGGCCUCUGGCCUCGCCGGGGGCCGGCCGGGGACCCCGACCUCCCCCCGUACGGGCGCGCCGCCGGGGCCCGGGGACGCGGGCAGCGGGGUCCCGGGUGCGGGGCGCCGAGCUCCCCCGCCGGUCUCCCCGCGCGCCCGCCCGCCCGGCCGCACACGUGUCUCGGCGUCACGUCCGCGCGCGCCCCCGGGCCUGCGUCAGCUGCCGUUCCGCCCGACGCCGCGCGGACCUCGGAGGGGCGCGGGUGGCCACGCCGCCGGGCUGCGGACGCGCGGGAGGACAGGACCGCCCCGCCGCGCCCCGCCCCGCCGCCGCGCCCCGCCCCGCCGCCGCGCCCGGCUCCGAGCGCCUCGUCCGCGGCCGGGAAGCGAGCGCGCCCGGACGCCGUGGCCGGUUCCCGGGAGCCGCCGCCCGCGGGCGCGCCCCGCCGUGA
This is a messenger RNA of Jaculus jaculus (lesser Egyptian jerboa), 1041 nucleotides long. RefSeq names its product translation initiation factor IF-2-like. The record is from RefSeq and is a predicted model, not a curated record. Bases 1 to 1041 code for a protein of 346 amino acids. The transcript is spliced from 2 exons. NCBI's taxonomy places the organism in Eukaryota, Metazoa, Chordata, Mammalia, Rodentia, Dipodidae.